CUGCUCGCUUUCAUCGCCCGGGCGGGUCGCGCGCUUACUAUGCAUGAUUUACAUAUGGGAGCGAGGCUGCGAUUGGCCGAGGGCUGAAGCGCUUAGUGGCGCCAAUAGGCGAGCGCCGUUCUGAGCGGCGAUUGCUGAGGGGAAAGACAUGGAGACGGGCCGGGGGCUUUUCCUGCGGGCGGCGGUGGCGUGGCUCUGCUUCGUCGAGGCAGCCUCUGCCUCGGCGCCCCCUCAGCGCUACACCCCCGACUGGCCCAGCUUGGACGCCCGGCCGCUGCCGGGCUGGUUCGACGCCGCCAAGGUCGGCGUGUUCGUCCACUGGGGAGUCUUCUCGGUGCCGGCCUGGGGCUCCGAGUGGUUCUGGUGGCACUGGCGGGGCGAGAAGCAGCCCGACUUCGACCGCUUCGUCCAGGCGCGCUUCCCGCCAGGCACCAGCUACGCGGACUUCGCCCCGCGCUUCACCGCCCACGACUUCCAGCCCCGGCAGUGGGCGCAGCUCUUCCAGCAGGCCGGCGCAAGGUCAGCAGCAGACGGGCGGAGCGGGCAGCAGAGGCCGCUUCUGCAUAGCGGCCGGCCUGGGGCUUAGCACGACUGAGCAGUAAUAAUAAUAAUGGUGUAUAAUAAUCCAUGUGACAAACAGCACAGCGAGGACUGUGUUAAUCGCAGUUGUUGUUAUGAAUUUCCCGCCCUUCACCCUAAGGUCCCAGGGUGGGCUACAACAUAAAAAAGAACAUCAGAAGCAGUUUAAAACAACAGUCACAGAAACAAUAUCAGGAAUAUAUAUAUAUAUAUAGUACAAUAUUUUUUAUUGCGUGGCAUUUUCAUUGUUCUGCGAUGGAUAAAAUACUCUUGCCUAGAAAAUUAUUGUUACUACACACCAUUGCUCUUUCAUAAUAUAAAUCAUUGCAAAACUAUUAUAGCAUUCAUAAUUAUUAGGAUAUAGCUAUAUUUUCUAGGCUUGAGUCUAGCUUGAGUACAGUCUUAACCUGCAGAAGAAUGAAGGUGUUGCACUGAACUGUGUCACUUCCUCUUCCAGCUUUAUCUGGAGAUGCCAGGGAAUGAACUUGGGAUCUUAUGUCUGCAAAGCUAUGGUCCUUUCCUAAAUUCUGUCACAGCAUCACCCAAUAAAAUUGACAUGCAGUGGAUUUUGGGACUUCCAAAAAUGUAAAAUACAUACUAAAACACAUAAUUAAGUUUUGAAAUUUCCUGCUGAAAGAUGUGGCAAUGAGAAAACUAUUGCCUUCAGACAUGUCCUGUUUGGGGACUUCCCAGAGGCAUCUGGUUGGUCAUUGUGGGAAACAGGAUGCUGAACUAGAUAGACAAUUAGUCUUAUCGAGUUGGGGUGCAAAAGGUUUUGCUGUAGUCCUCCCUCAGUCAUUCAGUUCUUGACCAGCUAGCACACCCUAUCUCUUGGUGAGGCUUCUUACGAAGCUGGGCUAGCCAUUUUCCAGACAUUGCUGUUGGGAUGAUCUAAUUUAAAAUUAUAGGCUUAUUGAGGAAACACCUCAAAAGGUAUGUGCCAUACAAUUGUAUCCAACUAAGUCCUACUUCAAGUAGACCCAUUGAAGUUAAUCGACUUAAGUUAUGUUCAUUAUCUUCAUUGAGUCUGACUCUGUCGGAAUAGCAUUGUAUACAACCCUUGAUUUAAAAGGGCUUAUCCAUAGAAUACAAUACAGUAAAGGGAGGGGGAGGGAUACAAAAGGAAGUGGAAUGGGGAAGUCAAUGCAGAAGUUACAAGAGGUCGAAGAUUUUGGGGAAGAAGUUCAAUCACUCGCAGAGAGGAAGAGAUAGAUAAGAAGGGGCCAGAGUAUGAAAAUAAAUAAAGAAAAGUAGUAACUGGACAAAAUGCAGGGCAAUAAAGAAACAGAAGCCAGCAAAACAAGAAAUGGAAAAAACCCCAGCUGUACAGGCACCAGAAAUAAGAAUGGAGGAGAAAGGGUGAAUCUGAGUGUACAAAGAGAAUUUCAGUCAUCAAACUGGGAAAAUAAAAGAAGAGAUCUGUGUUUUUGCAGAAGAUAACAGAAUACACGAGCAAUAGUUGUUUGUACAGUGUCUUGAAGAGUACUGUACACAGGGAGACGGCAAAAUAGAAGCAUUACUUAAGUGUCUUUCAGGCCAACUUGUUUAUUAAGUAGUUGUCCUAAUUUGGUUGCAGGGAGAUUAGAUGCCAUUGGCUAUUUAAUGAGCAUUCAUUCUGAUUUGUUCGUGGGGUGGUUGAAUGCCAUUGCAUCAAAGCAAAUGUUAUCCCAACUUUCCAGUUCAUUUUCCUGUCGCUUAUCACAAAAAGUCAGACCUUUGGAGGAAGCGGAUUUGCUGCGAGACCUCCCAAUCAGCUAUAAUUGUACAACCUGAAUUAGCUGGUACAUGAUUGAAUCUCACAUGAAAUUAGUGACAGUCUGGAAGUGCAGCCAGAGUGAGAGAAAAUGAAGUGAUUUAACAAAGUUGGGAAGGCCCAUCUUGGUCUAGUCUCUCCAGCUCUCACCUACCCUCCCUGUUAGAUUUGGGAAUAUUGUUGAUUAAUUUUGCAUGCUCUGGUUAUCUCCCGCUUGGAUUACUGCAAUGCGCUCUACGUGGGGCUACCUUUGAAGGUGACCUGGAAACUACAAUUAAUCCAGAACGCGGCAGCUAGACUGGUGACUGGGAGCAGCCGCAGAGACCACAUAACACCGGUCUUGAAAGACCUACAUUGGCUCCCAGUACGUUUCCGAGCACAAUUCAAAGUGUUGGUGCUCACCUUUAAAGCCCUAAACGGCCUUGGUCCAGUAUAUCUGAAGGAGCGUCUCCACCCCCAUCGUUCUACCCGGACACUGAGGUCCAGCACCGAGGGCCUUCUGGCGGUUCCCUCACUGCGAGAAGCCAAGUUACAGGGAACCAGGCAGAGGGCCUUCUCGGUAGUGGCGCCUUCCCUAUGGAACACCCUCCCACCAGUUGUCAAAGAGAACAACAACUACCAGGCUUUUUGAAGACAUCUGAAGGCAGCCCUGUUUUGGGAAGCUUUUAAUGUUUGAUGUAUUAUAGUAUUUUAAUAUUCUUUUGGAAGCCGCCCAGAGUGGCUGGGGAGGCCCAGCCAGAUGGGCGGGGUAUAAAUAAUAAAUUAUUAUUAUUAUUAUUUUCUUCCCUUCUAAUCCUGUUUCUUUGGUUCCUACAGAUAUGUGGUGUUGACGACAAAGCAUCAUGAAGGCUUCACCAACUGGGGGUCCAACGUGUCAUGGAACUGGAAUUCGGUAGAUACGGGGCCCCAUCGAGACUUGGUGGGUGAACUGGGGGAUGCUCUCAGAGAAAGGUAUCUAUGUGGGUUAACAAGUGGGGAGUGGAAGCUUAUUGCUGUGCAGGGUCCUGGGCUUCACAGCCUUCUGCUGACAUCCAGACCUAUCUAAUUCUAUUACUGUGUUUCCCCCUUUGUUUAAUCUUUAGGAACAUACACUAUGGACUGUACCACUCCCUCUUUGAAUGGUUUAACCCGCUCUAUUUAUUGGACAAAAAAAAUGGCUUCAAGAGUCAGUUUUUUGUCUAUGGCAAGAUCCUGCCUGAGCUUUAUGAGCUUGUCUUGAGGUAAGAUUGAACAACCUCCACUUACAUGCUUGCUCCCUAGCAAGCCCCAUUGAACAAAGUGAGACUUUCAAGUAAAUUGGGUUGCUCAGAGGUUUCCCCUUGCUACUUGUUGCUGUGGUAGAUUGUUAUUGUUCUUGCAACACUUAACAGAGUGUAUGGGGCUGUAUAAAGUUACAUAGGCCGCCUCUGCCAUAGUCCCAACAUUUUACCACCAUGUUUCCUACAUUGAAACCAUGACUUAGCUAUGAAAUCUCAAAUGGUUCACUAUGUGUCCCCUUAAACUACCUUGGUGGGUUGUUAUGAGGAUGAAAUGGAUAAGUUCAUAAGCAGUGUCCUGAUCUCCUUGAGGAAGGGCAGGAUAUAUAUGCCAGGGCUAUAUAUGCUUGUAUUGUUUUGAUAGUCUUAGAGGGGGAAAUAGCUGGGCAAGCCGCUGAAGCUCUUCCUCUUAGGCCCUGUCAUGGUUACUUAUUUAGAAAUGGUAGCCAAGCUUUGCCCCAUCCCCUUCAGCUCUUUGUAGGCAUGUUUACUCAGAUGGAAAUCGUACUGUGUUCAGUGGGGUUUGCUCACAGGUAAGGGUGCAUAGGAUUGUAGUCUUAGUGAGUGUAAAGGUCAACCCCUUUUGUUUUGCCCACAGUGGCUUCCAGAAUUUCAGCAAACAAUGCUGACAGACUUUCAAGCAUAUCUUUACAGACGAGAGAGCUAGGAACAUUAAAAAAACAAAAAACACCACUCAAGUUCUGUACCUGGUGUCCAAUUUUAUGCUUUAUGGAACUGCAGUACAUAUGCAACCCUAUAACUUUGUCAUUUCUAAAACAUGUUUGUAGUGCACAAAGAACUCCGGUUUUGUAAUAAGAAUGUAGGUUUCUUGCGUGCAGACCACUGGCACAAUAGGCUUCUGUCCACCCAGUCAUUUGUAGACAAGUGUAGUUAGCACACUUGGUGUAGAAAGGUGGGGUAUAAAUUGUUGUAAUACAUUUACAAAAUAAUUCAAUACCAUAAGCAGCUGUUAGUGGCUCAUCUCUGCAGAAAGACCAACUCGGAUUUAUGACGCAAUGGUACUUCCAUCUUAGAUACAAGCCAGAUCUCAUUUGGUCUGAUGGAGACUGGGAGGCACCAGAUACUUAUUGGAACUCAACCUCUUUCCUCGCCUGGCUUUACAAUGACAGUCCAGUCAAGGUAUCUCAAUUUCCUUCAUGUUUACUGAUCAGUUAAACAGGUUAAGAACUGGGCAGUCUCCUUGUUUGCAUUUGAGAUGAAUCUCUUAGAAUGGUUUCUGGUAUAUGGGAUUGUCACAUUUCUUGUGCUCCUUUGUAAGUUCUGCCCCUUUCCCUUUCCUCCGGGGUGAGAUGUAUUAAUUGCUUCUGAUGCAGGAUCAGCUUAUGGUUAUGAUUAUAUAUGUGUUGCUUUAUUAUACCCAAAGGUCUCAUGGCAGUUUAUAAACAAAUAUUUAAACCUACAACCACAAUAACUAAAAAAGAUCACACUAUGUGUCCCUCCAAGAGUGCACUUCCUGCCAUAAAAUUAAUCACACACAAUCACCGUAAAACCAUAAGCAGCUGAAAACCUUCCAUUGAGCUAGCGAGAGAAUGAUGUCAGUAUUCAAAUAUUGGGGUGUACAGUAUUUUUUUUAAAAAAAACCAACCCGACAGAGAAAAGAUGUUAGAUUUGCAGCCAGGUGCACCUUUCUGGGGAAGGUAAUCCAAAGGCAGAGGGCCUCUAAGAGAAAAGGCACUUUCUCACGUGGCAAUUCUCUGCACCACCAUUGGAGAUGGUAUUCAGGAAAGGGCUCCAGAGAUGACCAGGGGGUUCAGAGCAGGUUCAUAAGGGAAGAGACACCGCAUAAGCCUUAAGGCAAUAGAGUGUUCAUCCAUAUGACACUUUAUAGGUUAAAAUUAGCACUUGGAAUUUGGCCUGGAAAUCAGCUGAAAGCCCGUACAGAUGGUGGCACUGUUAUUAGAUUAUUCAUCAUCCCAGUUCCACUUAUAAAUAUGGCAGCCAGAUUUUGCACCAGCUGAAGUUCAUGAAGCCUCUUCAGAGGUAGCCCCACAUGUAACAUGUUAUACUAGACUUAAUGCGAUGUUACCAGAGCAUAGGCAGCCUAUCCCCAUCCAGCACCCUCAUCCAGUCUGUCACUGCAACUAGGCAGCUGAAUGGGUGUACAAACUCAGCUGAAAGGCAUUUGCUUAAGGUGAGGUGAUACAGAAGUUCCAUCAGCAGUGGCUCAUUCCCACAUGCAGAUUGCCACCCAAUGCUGCAGUCAUCUGGGAAUGGGCAGACAACAAGCCAGGAUUCUGUGACAUUGAAACUAAACUGUAGCAAAGUCUUUUUCCUCACUGCACUGUCAGGGAGCUGGGUGCAAGCCCAAGCCUUUGUUAAGGCUCGUUCCAGCUCAGGCACAAGUCUUGGUUUUGUGUGAAUGAGGCCACUUUCUUCAGAGUGCUAACAGGGAUUCUACAGCCAUCUAUAGGGCCACGUGUUGCUGUCCCCCGUCUUUGAUCCAAAGCAAAGUGGACGAACAGAACACACUGGAUACUUCCAUUUUUAUCCUGAAACAUUAAGCUCUGUUUUAUCUGGAGGAUUUCACACGCACCUGUAAUUAUUGAAGAUUGUAGCAUAAGGCAAAACAGCUGCAGUUAUUUCAUAUGAAUCUCUCCCUCUAGGAUACUGUAGUGGUGAAUGAUCGAUGGGGCAUCAAUUGCUCUUGCCACCAUGGAGGUUUCUAUAACUGUCAAGAUAAAUACGAGCCUGGCACUCUGCCAGACCACAAGUGGGAGAUGUGCAGCUCUAUUGACAGAAGAUCUUGGGGGUAUCGAAGCAACAUGCAAAUCAAUGAACUCAUGGAUGAAUCCAGCAUCAUUCAGGUGAGCACUUUGAAGUGUAAACAAAGGCCAAGGAUUGGCCAUCUAGCAAUGAUGUUGCAAAAGCUUGCAGAGAGUUGCCUGGAGGUUGCAACAGCCGGAGCAGAGAUUUGAAUUGAGCCUCAUCUCUAGUUAAAGUAGGCCACAUUCUUUAGGAAAAUGCUAGAUACUUUUGUACUUCAGCUUAAGCGCAUGUAAAUGGUGCUGGACAAGCUCAGUAUCUUUUUUUAAAAAAGGCUUUUUCAAUCUUCCCCAAACUGACUGCCUCCUACAACCACAGAUGAAUACCUGAAAAGAGAACAAACCAUGCAAAACCAUAAGCAGUCAUCCUUUUUGUUGACUUUUGAAGGGACUGCAUAAGAUAGAAGGUGAAGGAGAGGAUAAGAACUGGCAUGAAAUGCCACCACCACACCUGCUCAGACAGGCCCUUUUCCUUCUUCCCAACUUAUACUUAAAUCCCCCACAAAAGUUCGAGGCAUCAAACAUGAGCAUGCAAGAUAUUUAUGUUUGGUGAAAAUUUUGCUUUGUAUAUUUAUCAGAGUCAGUUUGUUGAAAUUACUGCAAGAGCAGCAGGAUACAUUCUGCAAUGUGAAUAUUUUACUAUAAUGUUGGAUACUUGUGAGGUUAUGGAAUUUCCUAAGUCAGGAAAAAGGAGGCAGGUGUCUGUGUGUUGUUCUACAGCAGGGGUGGCUGAUGUGUUGUCCCCCCAGAUGUUGGACUGCUGCUACUACUACUACUAUUAUUAUUAACAUUUGUUAGUUGCUUUAUCUUGCCCAAUGAAACCCAAAACGACUUACGAACAGACAGUAAACCCAACAUAGAUACAUUAAAACCAAGAGGAAAGAGAAGGACAUUAAAACAUCCCGUUUGCUUCUAAAAGGUCACAGAUAGUUAAAGGCUAAAGACCUGUUUUUGCCUGACACUUAAAGAUAUGUAGUGAAGGUGCCAGGAGAGCCUCCCUGGGGAGAGCAUUCCACAAAUGGGGGAGCCCCUGCAGAAAAGGCCCCUUGUCAUGUUGCCACUGUCUGGACCUCUAACAGAGAAGGCACAUGAAGAAGGGCCUCAGAGGAUGAGUGCAGAGUCCAGGUUGGUUCAUAUGGGCAGAAGCGGUCUUUGAGGUAUUGUGGGCCAUGUUAUCUCCCCUGUUCUAGAGUAUCCUUUCUCAGUGUAAAGGACUGGACUAGUUAAACAGGCACUUGCAAUUUUAUUGCUGCUUUGGGGAAUGACUUUCUUUCUCUCUUGACUUAAAAAUGUUUAUAUGUUCUGUUUCUGUCUUUACCACAGGAACUUGUGCAAACUGUGAGCUAUGGUGGAAACUAUCUUCUCAAUGUGGGACCCACAAAAGAAGGGGUGAUCGCUCCAGUCUUCCAAGAGAGGCUCCUAGCCCUUGGGAAGUGGCUAGGCAUUAAUGGGGAGGCCAUUUAUGAAUCAAAGCCAUGGAGAAUACAAAAGGAGAAUUGCACUUGCAGCACAUGGUAUGGCAAAAACUAAUACAAAAGUGGGCUUCUUCUUGAAGAUUCAGGGAGGUAGCAUCUAAUGCUUCAGCUAUCUGUAGUUAACCAUUAUUUGCAUAGCAACAUGAGGAGAUGUCACAGUGUCUUCAUGUAUAUUUGGUUGCAGUGUUGGCCUUAAUGUGAUGAGUAAACUGUGUUAGAACCUCUUUAGGAAUGAGCACACUUGCACAAAAUUCCUUUUGUAGUAUCUUACACAAAUUCAGGUGUGAAAGAAGAUCUAGUCUCUAUAAGCCUUUAUUACUAGACACUAUUUUACUGAGGUAGUAAGAAGGGCAAACCUUUUGCAUGUGCUGCAGUAGUUCAAAGGAAACUGAAAUGCAAGAGGCCUCACCUUAGAAAAAGAAAUAAAGUAUUGUCAAUCACAGGUGAUGCAGGCUGUUAAAGUAUUUGAUUGGACUGCACUUCUCUGCUCUUUCAGCACCCAAAGCCCAUGAAGGUGUGCUAUUCAGAUUAAUGCUUUCUUUUCUUACUGUGCUUUGCUUUAUUUUACUUAAUGAGAAGGUUUGUGUUAGAUUUAACAUCUGAAGCCACAAAUGGCUUUGUUUUGUUUAAAUUCUGGUUACACUUUUAAAUUUUCUUGGUUGACCUUUUGGUAUUUGCUACAUUGGGGGUAGUUAUUUUAUUUAUCUAAAAGGUGCACAAAUUGUCAAUAACCAAUUAUCUCCAAGGCAGCUUUUUGUAGAUCACAGAAUUGAAGAGUUGGAAGGGAUCCUGAGGGUCAUCUAGUUCAACCCCCAUUCAAUGCAGGAAUAAUUUUUGCUAUUAAAAGCUCCCUCAUACAUCAGCUAUGACAUGGUGAUUCGCUAAAUCCUAAGUAGAGGGAGAGAUGAGAGAAUACCAAUUCUGAAAGUCUUUCAGGAGCAGAGAACAUUUAAAAGAGAAUAGCCCAGCAUAGAACUCUAAUGGAAAGUUUCCACAGGCCCCUGCCAGACCCACCUCCAUGUUGGUGACGGCAGCAGUUGAAAAGCAAGGACAGACUGUCAUGCAAUGUUUGCUUUUAGGGGGUGUGAGUGUAAAGGUGGACUUUGAGGCUUUCAUCAUUCUUGGCCAUGCAGCCACAACAUGAGAAGGAGGAAGAAGCGCUAGAUCCCUGCAAACAUCAGCAAGGGAAGGUAUUUCCGAAACAGAUGUUCUGCUCCUACAAAAGAUGGGUGCUUUUUCUUUGCUUUGGAACUUUUGUGUCUGUUUCCACAACUUUGCUUUGCUAUAUAUUUUCUCAGGUACACUUCAAAGGGAGAAACAGUCUAUGCCAUCUUCUUGACUUGGCCAGAAAGCAGUGUGUUGAUUCUUCCAUCACCUGUCUCAUCUGCAACCACUAAAGUAAGGAAAGAAGGGAAAGCAGGCCUGAAAAUUGCAUCUACUGGCAUCUCAGUAAUUUUUAACAUUUCUUGAGCCUUUGUUAUGACAAAGAAUAAUUUUAAUGGCUCUAGCAGGAACUUGAAUACCCCGUAUUCAAUACAAAUAUGAAAUUGCCUUAGUCUGGCUAUUGGUCUGUCUAUUCCAGGCAUGACCAAAUAAACGCCCUCUCAGUUACCUUUGCCAAGAUACAGUAGAAGUUGUGCUGGAUUUCGCUUGAAAGGAAAUGCACCACAGAAUCUCCAUAUCAGAUUCAUAUGCAUAUUUGCUCUGGAAAGGCAAAGUACCCCUUCAAGUAUCACUUCAUAUCAUCCAUGUUCAUGUGCUCCAUACAUGGGUACCCAUUUCUGCUAAAUGAUGGCAACCUAAACCCUGACUGACCAAGAGGAGGCUGGAUUGUUCCUGAUCCUGAACGUGGCUGCUGGUGGUCUUGGGCAAAGCUCUCUCCUAGCUCUGCUUCUUGAGAUCUUUUUAACUGGAAAUACCAGGAGUUGAACCUGCAUCUUCAUGCUGUUAGGGCACUUCCCCAGUUAUCUGAUUAGCUGGGUUUAACCUCUGAGGGGCAGGGAAAACUGCCCAGCAUGAAGGCAAGUAGCUCCUUCCAUCUCCCCCACCCCAUGCACUGCUCUUGUUGCUCUUGCCCACUUUAGGGCUGCAGAUUUGCUGGACUUCCAGCUGGCUCCAGGUCACUAUGAUGCCCACACCGGAAAAUAAUAGGCGUGCAUUGUUUGCAUUUCCCUGUCAGUCAUGUGCCUUCCUAGAUUCUCUUCUUUUCCUUUUGUGAGGAGGCCACAAAUUAACACAGAGGCUGCAGCCUCUGCUCCCUAUAAGUAAUGCAGUUGGGUGAGGUGGGCAGCAGGAGAAGUAGUAACUACAGUGUAGGAAGGCAGCCUGUCAGUGGUUAAUCUAGUCGCUGAGUAUUUCCAAGAGAUUAAUUUAUCUGGGAUAUUUAUAAUUAGCCAGUCGCAGAAAGAGCUCAGGGUGAUACACAUCAAAACAUAUCAACAAAAAUACAGCAAAUAUAACUAAAGCAUAUUCAAAUGAGGGUGGAAAUUGUAACAGCUAAUUAAAAAACAUAUAUUGAUGCUCAGGGUAAAUCUUCUAUUAUCAGACUACAGAAAUAAAUUGAACUGAAAUUCACUUGUAGAGGAGAUCAUUCCAGAGAUGUGGUCUUACCACAGAUAAGUUCCUUCUAUACAUCCCCUCACCCUGAAUCCUGGCGGGGCCUGUGAACAGAGCUGCUCCCUCCACCUCCCCACUGGCUCAUCUUAAGAUCAAGCUGUCUGGCAUUGGAGGAGAUGCUCUGGCAGAUAUUUGGGCCCAAAGCUGGUUAGGGCUCUUAGGCCAUCUCUAACGCCUUGAAUCAUGCAGGCAGUGUAGAGUUUUCAGGGUUGGCACAUGUUCCCAUCUUGCUGCGCCAUCUGGCAGCCGUAGGUUUUCCCUCCUAAAAUUGCCCUAUGACUCUUCAGAAAAUUAGAUUGCUGCAAAUAAUCAGAGAAGCUCCUUCCUUCAAUAGGCAAUUGUAGCUAGAUACUUGCCAGAAUGUUCUGUAAUAGACUUAAACAGCAAAAUGCCAUCUGAAAACAGAAUUCACAUCUUUAAAUGCCAUUUUAUAAGAAUGUUAUUUGCUUCCUCUUGCAUCCUGUGUAUGUGGUCUACCCCGUGCUCUGCAAUCACUUUUUAAUUAUUCAUUUCUGACAAGAGAUCAAUCUAUGCAGAUGGAUACUGUGUCCUCUUGUUGGGAAGGAAGCAGUGGUAGUUUUGUGCCUGUUCAGGCUACCCACAAUCCCUAGACUCUUCAGGCCUUAAGCCAGUAAGCAAGUGCUUGGCAGAUGUCUGUGCCUUAAAGUUAUUUUUUCUUGGUAUUUUCUUAACUGCAGUAAGCUUGAUAAAGGCAGUCCCCUCCUUACAAUCUUGGUACAGUUUGUUUUUACACUGGUACAGUUUUCUCUUAAAGAGCACAGUGAAAACCUUAUCCCUAAUUGAAACUUGCCAUUUCCAUAUACUUCCUUUCUUGGAAACUCUUACGAAGCAGAGGAUAUUUCUGAAAUCAUUGUGCUUUAUUCUGAACAUUCCUUCCACCCCAAUUCUGAAUGGUUUGAAGACAGUUGAGUUGUUUAGUGCAAUGGGGAUCCUUCUUGGAGUAGCUGUUUGUUUAUAUUUCUCAUGUUUAUAUCCCACCAUUCCCCCAAGAAGCUUAAAAGCAGUACAUUGUGCUCCCCCACUCCAUUUUCUCCUCACAGCAACCCUGUGAGGUAGGUUAGACUGAGAAACUGUUACUGGUCCAGGAUCGCCUAGUGAGCUUCAUGGCUAAGUGGGGAUUUGGACCCUGGUCUCCCAGUCUAACACUAACCACUACUCCUCACUGGUUCUCCCCAUGUGAUUGACACACAGUACCUGCAUUGGGCUCAUGGCCCAGCUAGGAUGCUGUGGCGGGGUGGCCAUGUCACUGAGAAAAGAUGUGCAAUCAUAAUAUACAUUACUAGUCAGGUUAUGAGCUGUUUGGUGGUUCCACAUGUUCCGCAAGACCAAUAUGGAGAUUGCUAGCUAUGUGAACCAGCCUAAUUAUCUUACAAUGUUUUUGUAUAAAGUAACAAAUAAACAACUUUUGUAUCCUUGUUGUAGGUGACUAUGUUGGGAUUCUCUGAACCUUUGAAAUGGCAGGUAGCCCCAGACAAAGGACUGAAGAUCAUGCUGCCCUCUGCUGUUCCUUCACUUCUCCCUCUGCAGCAUGGCUGGACUCUUAAGCUAGUUGGAGUGGCAUGAUGGUGAAGUUGGAAGGAAAUUGAGGAACGUCUGUUUCUCUCUCAAUGACGAACCAUUCAAGCUGGUGUGAUUAGUGGCAUGAAUGGGUUUGAAAUGGUGGGUGGUCGGGGCUUAAAAGAUGGGUCUGCAAUGCAAUGCAGUGUUUAUGUGUUAGCAAUCCUCAGGUGUUGCAUUUCAGUAGGGAGAAACCGAAGAACGGGCAUUCUCCCGGCAGGAUUUAAUUUGCCUGACACAAAUGUCCAAAAGCACUCUGCUGUAGUGCAUUGAGCAUCAUUUGCACAGAAUGAGAACUGUCUCCAGUAACUUCUCGGGGAAAUCAGCUUGGGCUGUGAUGAGUUCCACUUCAUUUACAUGUUAUGGGAAACUAUACCUAGUGGCUAACUGAACACCAAAGUUGUUGUGAUCUUGGCCACUUAGCUUGAAAUAAACUGUGAUCCUUGACUUAGCAUUACACCUGAAGCAGAAAUUGUGGUUUGUUUCAGUCUCAGCAUACCCUGAUCUGUAGCCAAGGUUUGUCCUUGGCUUACUGAUGAUGCUUUGUUAGAGCAAAAGAAACCAUGAUUCCUGGCUUAGCGUUACCUCCAAAGCUGGGGUCAUGGUUUGUUUUGCUCUAAUGCUAAGCCAGGGAUAAUGGUUUGGGUCCACUUGCAGGAAAGGGACAAAAGCAGCUCUGAAAAGCACAUUCCAGCAAACCAUUACCUGGUAUACUGUGAUAUGCAAACGUAGGCCAUCAAUUAGAGGCAAAAUGAGCAGAGCUCAGCAAUUGAUCUCAGUUGAAUUAGAGCAGGUCUCCCAUUUAUGUAUCGCUUUACACAGGAGGAGUCACAAAGCAGUUUCCAGAGACAACAGCAUACAAUCGACAAUAAAAAAAUAUCAAAAUGAAUCAUAUAUGAAGUAUAAAACAAAAUAACUAUAUUAAGUGUUCAUUCACAAAAAUCACUCAAAAACAUGAAUAACUGCCCCAUCCAAUAAGUAUGAACAGCAAAAAUAUAUGUCCAAAAUAUAGACCAUUAGUAUUAAGAGGUACUAAUUAGAACUUUGAAAGCUUCUGAAAAGUGUUUUGCUUGGAAGUGGAAAGGAGAGGCCUUGUAUCUAAGUUCACAAACCAGCAAAGUCCAAUGGGAGGGAACACAGAAUUAACUAGAAUCACUGGUAACAAGCCAUCAAUACAUCACAGUUGUGGGGCAAUAGAUAAUUAAAUGCCAGAUUUUGGUGCAGUGAUUUGAGGGGAACAAAACAACUUUGUUCUUGGAAGGCAGUGAUGAUAUGACCUUCAUGCUUUCAGAAUUGUGUAAGUUCAUCUCUUGCAAAAAGUGGAACGUGAGCCCAUGUAGAACAGGGAAAGGACUCUCUUAGAAUGGGUUUCAAGGUCUAGACUUACAAAUCAAUUAAGAAUUCACUUGUAAAUAAGAAAAGUAGCUGGUCCCUCACUUGCCUUUCUCAUGCAUUCUAUUGAUGAAGAGUUAAUGCUAUCCUGAAACAUCCAGUUAAUUCAUAUUGCUGCAUAUGGCAUUAAGUGCCUUUUCCACAGGCAUGGCUGGCAAAAUUUAGAAACUCUCACCAUUGGCUGCUCAUCUCACCCCGUUUUUCCUUAGCUAGUCCCUUCCCUUAUGUCAAGGGUAGCAAAUCUGGUGCCCUCCAGAUGUUGGACUUGAACAUCCUUGACAACCGGUCAUGCUAGCUGUGACUGAUGGAAGUUGUAGUCCAACAUCAGGAGGAUACCAUGUUGGCUAACCCUUCCAUAGCAUAUAAACUUACCUUCUAAAUGAAUAAACAUACAAGAUGGGGAAUACGAUUGCAGGACCUUUUACCCCAUUUCUUGAGGGAUGUUCUUGUGCUCUGGAAGUACAAGCUAAUCAUGCAGUUGAGGGCAAAUGUGGCUCUGAGUGAAGGGUAUGAGUAAUUGGGUUGAAAUGUUGACCCUGCAAGGGAUGGAUGUGGGAUCUGUGGCACUACAGAUGUUAGUCCUGCUUCCAUCUGCACCAGCCAGUUGAGGAUGAUGGAACUUGUAGCCGGGCAACAUCUGCAGGACUACAGGUUCUCUAUCUCUGCUGCAAGGGUUAUGUAGCAGUUAACUGCAUUCUGCCACCCCCACCAUGGUCUCUAGACUAUGAUCAAGCAAUGCAGUAGAUCCCAGCAAAUUUAAGGAGUGUGUUGCAGUUGCUUAGCAACUAUAACAGGUGAUUUCCUCACCUCCAUCAUAUGGCCUAUCAUGACAAAAUACGACAGACAGUAUAUUUCAAAGAGAAACUCGUACGGUGCAACUCUGUAAAUGAAGGACUUUAAAUCAGAUGUUUAAAUCUUUUAUAUAUAUAUAUAUAAAACCAAACUGCUAGAUUGAACCACAUGGUAUGAGUGGUCCUGAUGUGUUGUUCUGCAAUGUAUUGAUCACAGUGCCUUUUCUGUUUUUCAUAUCUGAUUUGAAAUGUUGGUUUUGCAAAAAUAAUAAAACAUUGGAAUUGAAGUAAAA
Molecule: messenger RNA, 14516 nt
Organism: Podarcis lilfordi (Lilford's wall lizard)
Lineage: Eukaryota; Metazoa; Chordata; Lepidosauria; Squamata; Lacertidae
Source: the annotation of a GenBank genome assembly